This is a messenger RNA of Lactuca saligna, 1917 nucleotides long. NCBI's taxonomy places the organism in Eukaryota, Viridiplantae, Streptophyta, Magnoliopsida, Asterales, Asteraceae. The record is from the annotation of a GenBank genome assembly.
AUGUCAGACCUAAAUCAGUUUGAACACCUAAAAAUACAACUAAAAACCAUAGAAUCAGCAACCAACAACUUUUCCAAAGACCAUUGCAUUGGGGAGGGAGGAUUUGGGAAAGUGUAUAAGGGAGAACUCCUCCUUUCGAAAGGGUACACCACGGGUGCUAUAAAACGUUUAGAUCGUACAUUUGGGCAAGGAGACUCUGAGUUUUGGAAAGAGGUCAUGACACUCUCGGUUUACAGGCAUCAGAAUAUUGUCUCCCUCUUAGGGUACUGUGAUGAGAAAGGAGAGAAGAUUCUCGUGUACGAGUAUGCAUGUAACAAAAGUCUGGACUCACAUCUCAACAACAACAAUCUAAAAUGGGUUCAACGCCUUAAAAUAUGUAUUGGGGCAGCUUGUGGACUCGCGUACCUUCAUAAUCCUGCAGGUACCCAACAAAGAGUAUUACACCGUGAUAUCAAGAGUUCGAACAUCUUAUUAGAUGAAAAUUGGAAUGCUAGUAUUGCGGAUCUGGGUCUUUCAAAACUUGGUCCUGCUAACCAACAAUACACAUUUCUUGUCUCCAACAAUACUGUAGGUACGAUUGGGUAUUGUGAUCCGGUGUAUAUAGAGUCCGGGAUACUAACAAAGGAGUCGGACGUUUACUCCUUUGGUGUGGUGCUAUUUGAAGUUUUGUGUGGGAGGUUGUGUAUUAUCAACAACGAUAGGCGUCCACACUUUGUUGAAUUGGUGCAAAAGUCCUAUGAAGAGAAAAACCUAAAUGAAAUUAUUUGGGAUAAAAUAAAGGAAGAAAUACAUCCCAAGUCUCUUGAUGAGUUUUCAGCAAUUGCAUAUCAAUGUUUGAAUGGAGAACGUAAGAAACGCCCAUCAAUGAACAAGAUAGUGAGAAAACUUAAAACUGCACUCGAACAUCAAGAAGGUCUCGAGGUUAAAUCUCAAAAAGGAAAGACCAAAGCUAUAGCCAUCAUGACCCAAGAGCUGCCACAACCACAACCAGUGUCAGCCACAACUAUCAUCCUAGACAAAGCCAUCGAGAAUGAUAGCAAGAGCAAGGGCAAAGAUAAAGAUAAAAGCAAGAGCAAGGACAAAGACAAAAGCAAGAGCAAGAGAAAUAGAAAAAGCGAGAAACAACAACCAGAAUCAUCCACGGUGAGCUCCAAAGCUAGAUCUACAGCCAAAUCUAGGGUGAGGGGAAACAAAAAGGAAAAGGCAAAGGAAAGGGCAAGGGCAAGGUUGGUGAGGGUCAGGUGGGCCAGGGUGGUCAGGCUGGCAAGCGCUAAAAAAAGGGAGAGGAGGAGAGCCAAAGAGAGCUGGAAUGAGAGCGGUAGUGGUAGCAUGGGCGGUAGGGAGAGCGAGAGCGAGAGCAACAGCGAGAGCGACAGGCGAAGUGGAAGCGAGGAAAAUAGAGAGAGCGGUAGUGGAAGCGAAGGCGGUAGAGAGAGCGUUAGUGGAAGAGAGGACGGUAGAGAGAGUGGUAGCGAAAGUGAGGGCGGUAAAGAGAAUGAUAGCGGAAGCGAGGGCGGUAGAGAGAGCGAUAGCGAAAGUGAGGGUGGUAGAGAGAGCGAUAGCGAAAGCGGGGGUGGUAGAGAGAGUGAUAGCAAAAGUGAAACCGAUGCCGGUAUCGAUGGUGGGGAGAGUGAGGGUGGUAGUGGCAACGAGGGUGAAAGUGGGAGUGAGAGUGAGAGUGAGAGUGAAAGUGAGGGUGAGAGCAGAAGCUGGAGUUGGGAAGGGGACGGUAGAGGUGGUAGGGGUAGGAUAUGGGGCAAUGCAUAUGGUGGGGGUAGGCGUUGGGUUAGUGACAAUACGAAUGCAAGGGGAGAGAGUUGGGGAGGGGGUAGUAGCAGAGGUGGGAACAGGAGUAGUAGCAGUAGUAGUGAUCGUGGCGGGGGUGGUAAUAUGAGUAGUAGUAGUAGUGAUAGCUAG